UCUGUCAUCAGCACAAAGACAGCCUUCAGGGUAGCUGGCGCAGUGGUUUCACGGGGCUAAAAGUGCUUAACAAAUCAACAGAACAGCUGGGAUUGAGAACAACAGUUGUCAGAGUGGACUUUACAAAAUAAUCAGUGGCAUUAAUUUGGCUGCCCCUCAUGAGAGAAGCGCUUUGAAAAAUGCAAACCUCCCCGAAUGGCUUUGUUCACACAUGUGGCUUUAUGCCCUGCUGUCAGUGGUAGUACCAAUCCUAUUUUCUGUCUGAGUUCGUCCUUCAAAGGAAGCCUACAGGAUGAGAUGGACAGUCUUGCUCUUAGAGUACUUCUUAGUGAAAUUUCUGGUGUUGUUGUGCCGCGCGGACGGAGAAGCGCAGCAGCAGCUCGAGGGUUUCAUCAUGCUCUCAGGAUCCAACGGGUCCCGGGAUGAGGAGAGCGGCGUUUCCGCUGCUCCACACACAGAGGACAAAUGUCGGGGCUACUACGAUGUCAUGGGACAGUGGGACCCGCCGUUCGUUUGCCAAACAGGCAGUUAUUUAUACUGUUGCGGCACUUGUGGCUUCCGCUUUUGCUGCGCUUAUACAAACUCUCGUUUGGAUCAGAGCAACUGUAAAAAUUACGAUACGCCAGUAUGGCUAACAGGGCAAACACCCUAUAAGAAAACUGACCCUAGACAUGAUCCAACCAAGGAUAAAACAAACUUGAUAGUAUAUAUAAUAUGUGGAGUAGUGGCAAUCAUGGCACUGGUGGGGAUAUUUACAAAACUUGGACUAGAGAAGGCUCAUAGACCUCACAGAGAAAGUAUGUCUCGAGCUGUGGCAAGUGUGAUGCAAGGUGCCCGUCAGGGUCAUCAUGAGGAGGCCAUCGGAAUGCACACACAGCAUUAUGACACUGUGCAGGCGAGAGCAAACAACAUGCAUGGCGGCCAGAUGAACAGCAUAAUGCAAUCCCACCCGUAUCCAGCCCUCAGUCAGCUGUCCCAUGUUUAUGAGCAACAGAAACCAGGAAAAGAGCUCAACAAAUAUGCUUCACUGAAGGCUGUGGCGGCCAAAGCCAAUGGUGACUUCCUCAACAAGCAACACCGCCACUUGGUUGAGUUGGCGGCUAAGGGAAGCCUGCCCCUUCAUUCAGUAAGAAUGGAGCAUGUGGAGCCCACAGCUUCCUACGUCACAGAGGUCCCAUGCCUCAAACAAAAUGGACAGAAGCCCAAGAGCAGUAAAGGCAAUGUGUCCCAUCCCGCAAUGGCCUAUAGCUCCAAUACUAUUGCAAACCCAGGCAUUCUGAGGAGCUGGGAGGCCACAGAGACUGUGGGUCGACGCAAAACCUACGGCCCCAGGAAGCUGUGCACAGUGGAGCAGGUAAAUGAGCUACACACUGCCCGCAGUCAUCAUUACCUUCCCACGCAACCCUACUUUGUAACCAACAGUAAGACGGAAGUGACUGUGUGAGGGGCUGAGUAUCCUUUGAAGAGAGCAGCAGAGAGCCAAAAGUGAUUGUCAUCAUAAAAGGACUCUCCACACUGCCCCAAAUAGACUGGAGGCACAAUAGGGGUGAGCAUGUGAUGCUAUGACUGGGCACCAGAGGCACCAUCCACUGACUGUGAGGCCAGGAAUACUUUGAAUUGUUCACCAAUAUUUAUAUCCAAUGUUACAAUGUGUUUGUGUUCUGUCAAUGACAAAGAAAUGACAAGAGUUGGCAUAAGAAAAUAUUCAGAUCAAACAAGAAAUUGUUUAUUGUAAUAAGAUCUAAUAAAGUAUAAAGAGAGAAUGGUUAUAGAAAGACAUGACAAAAGUGAAAUGAAAAACAUUGCAUUAUCGAUCCCAGAUAUUAAAGGGCUGGCGUGGAGUAUGAAUCACAAGGUGUUGCUCUUAACUAAAAUAAGAUACCAUAAAUGGGUCAGGUGCAAAUAUUGAUUUGAUGACAGGAACUGUAUUUUAAAAGAUGGUGGAAAAGACAAUAGUGGCAACUGGUUUGAGGCUGUGCCUUUCGUUUUCACAUUAUAAAUUACCUUGGUCAAGCAGCUAAAAACAAAUGCUAAAACAUGUUUGAAUCUGGAGUCAGAAGAGGUGGCCACAUAUGCUAAUUAUUUCAUGCAGAGUGCCACGAGGUAGCAUUGUCAUGCCAUGAGCAACACUGUUAAAAGAACAUAGAGUCUCGGGCACAUUUGUGUCUGAAAGUCCUUGAUCCUUGGUCUCCUUUUUGUGUAACAUUUGGUGUUACUUUCUUAUGUGUACUCUCAAAUGCAUAAAAGCAUGUUGAAAUACUUGUCAAAUGUUUCUUCACAUCAGUAGGUGUAUCUGCAGCUCAGUUGCUGCCACAUUUAAAGGGAUAUAUUUGACCCAAAAUUUGAUUUGUUCACUGUGAAGGUCGGGGAGUUUAGAGAUAGUUCUGUUCCAGGUAAAAUUAACUAUGGUUUUAUUAUAGUAAUCUUGUAGAACUAUGUUUUUUUUUUUUUUUUUUGGUGGAAACCAUAGUUUUAGUGCAAUUAACCAUGGUGUUACUAGAGUAAUAUGGUGUUAAUAUAGUAACCAUGUUUAAUUUUGUUGUUACUAUGAUUUGUUACAAACUGCUUUGGUGAAACUAUGGUUACUGUUGUAAAACUAUGGUUAAUUUCUACAAGGUAAGGUUAGGGUUUGGUUUGGUGUGGGGUGUCUGUGGGACUCUAAAUAAACACAAUAAACGAGCUGUAGUGUUGCCCCUAUUCUGUUUGUUAGUAUUUAAUUAGGGGUGCAAAUAGUAUCUACCACUGAUAUUUUUGGUUGCUAUUUACACUUUGUGUGUGUAAAUGGCAUCUAUCACUAUUUGACUUCGCAAGUAGCCUCUGCUGUUUUUUAAAAUAUUGGGCAGAAUAUUAGGAACUAAUAGCCUCAGUCAACAUUCACUUUCAUUGCAUUCUGCUCAAAUCUCCUUUUGCAUUCCAUGGAAGAAAGAAAGUCACACAUGUUUGGAACUACAAAUGAGGGUGAGUAAGUGAUGGCAUAAUUGUAUUUUUGCUCUUUUGCUUUCACAAUGUGUCAUACGGAAGAUACUAUUUAUUUUUAUUCAGAAAAAUGUGAUCAUAUAAGUAUAUAUAUAUAUAUAUAUUUAUACCAUUGCCAGUAUAUGUAUGCAAAUGAUAUAGUACAUUGUGCCAAGAAGUAGCUGGUUAAAGACUAUGUGUUCGGUUAAUAUUUAGCAUUAUUUAUUUUCUGAUUUAUUCAACAGUAUGUUGGAGACAAUGUUUCUGUUGCUACAUCAUGAUAUAAUGGAGUGGUAGGACUUGCAGUGAAGAUGAACUUUAAAAUGGAGUAAUAGAACUGGAAUAAAACAAGCUUUUUCUGUCCUCAUUCUCCUCACCCUUUUUUCCCCUCCCAUCUCUGUCUUUGAUGUUAACAGAAUGUUGCAUUGUGAGAGUUUCGUAAACAGAUCGAUGAACUGUGUUGUAUCCAAUUGAGUUAAUUCAGCAAUGCGUAAACCUGGAAAUAUCAGCCCAAAGAACUUGACCCCCUCCUACACUCUGAGUGAUCAUGUGGAAUAACUCUAGUCUAGGAUGGAUCCUGUCAGCCUCAUUGCCUAGUGAAAAUGUUUAUCUGGUCCAUGCAUCUCAGUUAUUCUGUUGUAUUUUGUGUGUGUGUGUGUGCAUGCUAUGCUGAGCAGUAAACAGAGCCACAGUUGCAUGUUUUUGCAUCAUGGCAUAUUACCUUUGCUGAUUUAUUUUCAUUUUUCACUUUUUUAAAUCAUGCAUUAAAUCUGAAAUAAAGAGAAGCUUGAGAAUAAAUAAAGUAUCUACUGAAACCCCUUUAAAUAACUCAUACCACACACUCUCUUACCAAAUUAUAAAGUUAAAUGAAUAUCCAAGGCCAUUUUGUGGCUUUUUGUUUUGUAAGAAAAAGCCAAAGAAAUAGGCAGCAAAUCUUUCAUCUCUGGCUAUUCUGAGGAAGUCCCAAAUUGAUUUAAGGAAGAGGAAGGCCUCUGAUUGAUUCGAUUCAGGCACUUUGAGCAAGAAUAAGUCAGCUAAUCCAAUCCUCAGGUGCACGUAUUUACCUCUGAACAGGUGCCUGAAAUCAGUCUGCGAUUGAAUGAGCCUGUUUCUUUGGGGGCCUUGUUGAGCUGCCAGAAAUCAAAGUCCUGCUCAGUGAAUUAUGAUUGAGGGUGCUAGUGACCCAGUUAACCAAAUCAGCACGGCCUGUUCAGUAUAGGCAGAGUGUAUUUGCAGACUGGGUGAUUGAUUGGAUUUGCAUGCUGAGGUACCAGACUGAGCCUUGCAUUAACCAGAGAAGCCAUGGAUUUUUACCAUAGCUUCUACUUUGAUAUGAAUGAGUAAAAAAGUUAAUAAAGCAACUUUUGGAGAAUGCUAAGCCUGAAAAUCCUUGGAUCAAUAUUAAUCCAUAUGGCUUAUCUGGCCCACAGUAUAUAAACUACAUUAACUUGAUUGUUGGGUUAACCCAUCACAUUACACAUUUUUAGCUCUAAUGUGAUUAAUGUACUGUACAUUCUUAUCUCAUUAAAAUAUUCAACCCUAAACCUAACUAACCCUAACCCUGAUUAAAUUAUAUAAAUUAAGGGCAAACAAGUAAUAGAAAAUGGAAGAUUUAGCAGAUGCUUUUUUAAGGUUUUAAUUUUUUAUUUUAUGUUAAGUUCUCUUGGAAGAGUUAUGUCUUUAGAUAGCAGGGUAACACAUCAAUGAAGGAAAACCAAUCAUUUGUGUUCUUUGUUAAUCAAUAAAUCAAUAGAUGAAUUGAUACAUUAGUGUGACAUGUGCUUUAGCUCUCAUUUCAACAUAAAUCUUUUAUUGACAAUGCUUUUCAGCAUAACAAUCACACACACACACAAGAUUGCUGCGUGUGUCACAAAUUUUGAUUGCCCUUUUCUCCCUCUCCACUCUUACUGCAUAUGCAAAACAGCUGUUAGAGUUGAUUUCCCACAGGUGUCAAUCCUUACCGUUCUGCCUGUCCCGGCCUUGCUCUUUGCAAAGCUUGGCUAAGGCCCCAUCACCAUAUA
This is a messenger RNA of Xyrauchen texanus (razorback sucker), 4976 nucleotides long. RefSeq names its product protein shisa-9A. The coding region runs from base 293 to 1444 and encodes 383 amino acids. The transcript has 4 exons. Gene Ontology annotation, cellular component: dendritic spine membrane; postsynaptic membrane; postsynaptic density. Gene Ontology annotation, biological process: regulation of short-term neuronal synaptic plasticity; regulation of AMPA receptor activity. Lineage: Eukaryota; Metazoa; Chordata; Actinopteri; Cypriniformes; Catostomidae. The record is from RefSeq and is a predicted model, not a curated record.